AUGGCCGAAGAACGUCAGGAGGGACAAGGACAGCGUCAAUCCCUGACGACGGCAAAAACAUACUUCACAAAAAUGGCCAACUUGGUCAAGGAGACGGUGAAGAAAGCUGAGUUGAUUUUGGCCGAGCAGCCAGAACCACGGCGCAUUAUUAUGCUCAAAAACCUAAACAAGAAGCUGAUAACGCAACUUGUCGACGUUUAUGGUUUCAAGGAAACGAUCGAACUCAAGGUUGAAGCGUCCGCCGUAUUGAAAGCGGACAAGGCGAACAGCAUAAAGUUGAUUGAAGAGCACUGCGGAAAGCUGAAAUUCGCAGAGUUGCAGGAAAAGGUGGCGGCGGUGAUCGAGAAGGCGGAGCGGGCGAUCGCGGCCACUCCGAUUCCGGAAGGCGAGGAGACGCCAGAAGGAGAAGAAAGAGGCCAGUCGGAGACGGAGAGCAGUAAUGAGGCUCAGCUCACGAUCGGACAGGCUCAAAGGCGUAGAGUCGGCGAAAGUAACGGAGAGACAGAGGAGUUGAACGCCCAAACCGGUCGUGGCAGGAUCGGGGAUCAGGGUGAUCAGGUCUCGGAGGAAGCCAGGAGAAGAUUGCAGGCGGCGAGAUUGGCUCCAGAGACUCCGGAACUGACCCGGCAGAUGAGCCAACAGUUGCCCGCUUAUAAAAAGGGGUAG
Caenorhabditis sp. 36 PRJEB53466 is the source of this 666-nucleotide messenger RNA. NCBI's taxonomy places the organism in Eukaryota, Metazoa, Nematoda, Chromadorea, Rhabditida, Rhabditidae. The record is from the annotation of a GenBank genome assembly.